Capsella rubella is the source of this 1038-nucleotide messenger RNA. Its product is annotated as mini-ribonuclease 3. Lineage: Eukaryota; Viridiplantae; Streptophyta; Magnoliopsida; Brassicales; Brassicaceae. The record is from RefSeq and is a predicted model, not a curated record. Gene Ontology annotation, biological process: RNA processing. The coding region runs from base 32 to 772 and encodes 246 amino acids. The transcript has 7 exons. Gene Ontology annotation, molecular function: ribonuclease III activity.
AGACCUUUCGUACCCAAAGAGCUUCACAAAAAUGGUGAUUUUAUCGGCGAGCACCACCGUGAGAGCUGCCUUGGAUACACAACCUAGGCUCCCAUACAACCCUAAUGCGCCGCGAAAAGUGAAGAAGAACCCUAACAGUAAUUCUUUCUUACCGCCGGCGUUACCUGCACCGUCUCCGGCAACCAGCAUCUCCGUCGCCGAUUUGCUCAAGCGUCCCCCUAGUAAAGAGUUACCUGUUGAUGUUGAUGAUACUUAUAUGGGGUAUGAGACAUGGUCUCCAAGUCCACCAAAGUUGGAGAAACCAAGAUCCGUCUUCAAUGCUGCUUCAUUAGCGUUUGUAGGCGAUUCCAUUUAUGAGCUAUAUGCUCGGAGGCAUUUUCUGUUCCCUUCCCUAAGUAUCGAAGAUUAUAACGAUCGUGUUAGAGCAGUGGUGCGCUGUGAAGCACAGUAUGCAUUGCUGAAGAAGCUUGUUGAUGAUGAUUUCCUAACAAAGGAAGAGAGGGAUGUGCUCAGAUGGGGAAAGAAUGUAGGUUCUUCUAGAACACGCACAAGAAGGCGUGCAGGUAAUGCGGUGUAUAACAAGGCAUCAUCACUGGAGACACUUAUUGGCUAUCUAUAUCUGACAAAUGGGAAAAGAUUAGAUAAAAUCAUGCAGAAGCUAGGAUUCUCAAGCGAUUCAUCAACUGAGAUCAUAAUUGAAGAGGCGAAGCCUAAACCAACAGAAUCAAUCUUGCCAAACUUUAUACUCAACGAGCAAGUGGUGUCACAGUAGUUGUAGCAAAGGUCGUAACUCUCUCAGAUCAUGGAAAAGCUGAAGAAUCAAAGUUUCCUUUAGUAGGCCGGUUUAGCUAUUACAGUGCUCGCUCCAAAGAGGACAGUGUUUUGUAUAUGUAGUAGUACAUACGUAUGUAUGAAGAUGUAACUUCUACUAGUUGGGAAUCAAAAUGCCCGCCCAUUUUUGUCUUCUGUCCCAACUAUGACAGUGUACUAAAACCAUAUAUAUGAUAUUUAAACAACAAAACAAAAAAUUAGCGACUA